ACGGUCAGGGACAGGCUUGGAACGGCUUCAAUGGAGGUCCACCAACCAUGGCGAUGACGAACUUGAGAGGGGACAAGGCGACGGCGGAUGAGGAGGAAGAGCCGCGAGACCAGUCGCACGCACACGUCACCAUCCCAGACGCAGUGAGCAGCCCGUGGAGUGCGUAUGACUCCUCCUUCAUGCGUGGGGCCCAGAUGGAUGACAGCUUGCAGUCCAGCAGAGGGAGGAGCGACUGGGAGGGGGAGGGGGAGGGGGAGAGCUACGGAUUUAGCCGACAUGCCGCGUUUCCCGUGGAGAUGCUCGAGGGCUUCGUGGCGAAGAUCGUGUCAGAGCGAACCGUGAAGCUGCAGGCUAGGAUCAGCUUCCUCGAAGAUGAAAACAAGCUCAUUCGGUCGGAGCUGGAGAGUCUGAAGAAUCUGCACCUGGCAGCAAAGAAGGAAACGUCAAGGGAAGAUCCCUUGGCCAGUGCAGAACGACAGUUGACAUCGCAACCUCCUCUUCUCAACGGCCAUGUAGUCGACAAGUCCUCCGACCUGAUGCCAGUGAUGCACUCGGAAGAGAAAUCACAAGGCGAAGAAUUUGUUGGAGGAUGCGAGGAAAACGAAGAUCCAAAGGUUGGACUUCAGGAGCUGGCGCAGGAGCAGAAGGAGCAGGAGCAGGAAUCGAGUUCAUGACUUACUUCGCUAGUUGACGAGCCCAACUUUCUGGCUCAGCAGAAUGAAACCAUUACAGUAAAUACUUUAGCGACUC
Messenger RNA from Guillardia theta CCMP2712, 750 nucleotides. RefSeq lists its product as hypothetical. The transcript has a single exon. Lineage: Eukaryota; Cryptophyceae; Pyrenomonadales; Geminigeraceae. The record is from RefSeq and is a predicted model, not a curated record. The coding region runs from base 48 to 674 and encodes 208 amino acids.